GAAGAGCGACACGUUUUCUUCGUUUAUUUUGAAGACUUAUUAACUCGAACUAGCAGUUCAACCAGUUAGAACUGGUCUACACCCAGUCCCAGUUUACUUUCAGUUUUUCACUGGGGACUUUCCACGCCAGGCAAGGUUUGCUAAGAAACGAUGGCCAGUAAACUGGACAUUCCUCUAUAUGAGGCGUCACUCAGCAUUGUGAGAAGAUGUGGAGCCGAUCUGUGUGAAAUCAUCAACACUAAAUUCGGAUGUGUGGCCGCCAUCAAGGGUGUGGAGAAUGAGAGCAGGAGUUCAUACCAGCGACCGCCAGCAAUCAUUAAGCCAGAGAGAAGAUUUGAGUUCAUGAUGCGUUCAGGUGUAAAGGUUUCUGUGUGGAAGGCUGAUCUCACCAAUUUCCCUGCUGAUGCUGUUGUGAAUGCUGCUAAUGAAGAUUUAAAGCAUUAUGGAGGCCUUGCUCUGGCUCUGUCUACAGCUGGUGGUCCUCAAAUCCAACUGGAGUCUGAUGAUUAUAUUAAAAAGAAUGAUAAAUUACAAACAGGGGAGGCAGUUGCUUUGGGUCCAGGGUCACUACCGUACAAAAAGAUAAUUCAUGCUGUGGGUCCAUAUCUGUCGUCAAGUCCUUCCCAACAUGAUGUAAAUAAAGCUAAGCCUUUCCUAGAGAAAGCCAUCUGGAAUAUUCUCUACACAGUUGAGAAAUACCGUCUGGCAACUGUUGCCAUUCCUGCCAUUAGCUCCGGGUUGUUCAACUACCCACUGCGAGAAUGUGCCGACACCAUAGUGUCAACUAUAAGAGCCUUCUGUGACAAGCUGCCUCACCAGAACCAUUAUCCAAAAGAAAUCUUCCUUGCCAACCAUGAUGAGCCCACAGUGCAGGAAAUGGAGAGAGCAUGCAAGCAGAUAUUCAAGCCUCAGCAGAAGCAAACUUACAGCAGUGCUGCAGCACAAAAUACCCAAAGGGCCGGGAACGCCCCACAAUCUUCAGUCAAGAUCGGUAAUGUCCUUCUCACUCUGCAGAAGGGGAAAAUUGAAGAACAAAAUACAGAUGUCAUUGUAAACACUGCAUCAGAGGACCGAAAACUGAACCAAGGCCAAAUUUCCAAAGCAAUAUUGCACAAAGCUGGCCAUGAAAUCCAAAAUGAAAUGUACAAAGCUUUUAAGAAGGGCAAUAUCUACUGCACAAAAGGUUAUCACCUGAACUGCAAACAGGUGUAUCAUGCGAUUUGCACUGGACAGAGCAGGAAUCCUGCAGAAUGGGCAGUACCUCAAGGGUUACUCUACAGUUCGGUGUAUGAGUGUUUGGUAGAAGCCACAAAAAACCAACACCGCUCAAUCUCCUUUCCUGCAAUCGGCACUGGAAACCUCGGAUUCCCUAAAAAAGAAUCUGCCUCCAUCAUGUCAAAAGCUGUGGCUGAAUUUGCUGAACGGAGUCAGAGCAAGUUGGAUGUUUAUUUUGUAAUUUUUCCAUUGGAUUAUGAUACAUACCAGGCUUUUGAAGCUGAAAUACAAGCUCUUCAGCAAGGAGUAUCAAACUUCAUGUUGGCAACAGCAUCUGGGCCAGAAGACUUCCACACCACAAGAGCUUCAAUCCCAAAGAUCACCCUGCUUGGUCCCUCCGAUGAAUCAAAACGUGAGGCUAAGAAGUGGCUCACUGACCUUCUUUAUAGGCAUAAGCCCAUUGAGAUCAACAACAACUUCAUCUCACACUUCAGUGAGGGAGACCACCAGGUUCUGGCCCAUUUAGCUGAUGGAGGGUUGAGCAUUGAGGAGUUUUUCUCACAAGGUCAUGCAUGUCUAACAGUAAAGGGGAAACUGGAGGAAAACGCCGUCAUUGCCGCCCUGCAGCUGGAGGCCUUGCUCUGCAAAAUCCACAAAGAUUUUAUAGCAGAAGAAGAACAUCAGCUGAAGAUGCUGACACACAUGAAAGUUUCUGGAGAGAAGAAAACAGUUGAUGAAAAAAGCUCGUUCUUUUCAGAGCGAAUACAGCUUUUCAGACCUGGGGGUCUGUGGGUAGUAAAGGUGGACAAAGUGGAGAAUGAUGCUCUGAAGGAGAUGUUCGACCGGAAGAAAAAGCAGCUUCAUAAAUCCUCUACUAAAAAGAUGUUCCAACGCAUCCCUGCUCAGUUCUGUGAGAUGGUCAGCAGAAUUGGAUUCCAUGCAGAGUGCGCACCGCCUGAAGACCCAAAGUAUGGAGAGGGAAUCUACUUCUCAAGCAGCAUAGGAACAGCGUUGGAGCUGUGGAGGGAGAAAGGUGAGGAGUACCUGUACUUUGUGGAGGCUGAAGUCCUGCUGGGAAACUCGGCUAAAGGUGAACGAGGAUUUAUUCUUCCUCCUCCGGUUGGAAAAGAUCCCAACAUUCUCUGUGACAGCGUGUAUGGAGGAUCUGACGUCUCUGUUAUCUUCAGCGGUUAUCAAGCUUUGCCAAAGUACAUUAUCACCUGUAAGAAGAAUUCACGUUAGGGUGAUCUUUCUGAAAUCAGAAUCUGAUUACAGAAAGAUUGAUCAAAAAGAAUCUCCAGAGAAGUAAACUAGAGUUUUCUAUAAAUUCACUUUUAGCCUCAGAGAAAGAAGUUCAAAAAUAAAAUUGCAUGCUGACUCAGAAACUAAAAAGUUUUUGUUAUAUUAGAAACUUUGAUUUUCACAUUGGCACAUUAUAAA
Xiphophorus couchianus (Monterrey platyfish) is the source of this 2655-nucleotide messenger RNA. It is a transcript of the gene parp9, whose product is annotated as poly(ADP-ribose) polymerase family member 9. NCBI's taxonomy places the organism in Eukaryota, Metazoa, Chordata, Actinopteri, Cyprinodontiformes, Poeciliidae. Gene Ontology annotation, cellular component: nucleus; cytoplasm. The transcript has 8 exons. Gene Ontology annotation, molecular function: NAD+ poly-ADP-ribosyltransferase activity; ubiquitin-like protein ligase binding; transcription corepressor activity. The record is from RefSeq and is a predicted model, not a curated record. The coding region runs from base 151 to 2457 and encodes 768 amino acids. Gene Ontology annotation, biological process: protein poly-ADP-ribosylation; negative regulation of gene expression; positive regulation of type II interferon-mediated signaling pathway.